Messenger RNA from Amoebophrya sp. A25, 778 nucleotides. The record is from the annotation of a GenBank genome assembly. NCBI's taxonomy places the organism in Eukaryota, Dinophyceae, Syndiniales, Amoebophryaceae.
GGCUACACGUCACAUGGAGUUUCGUACAUUGACGCGGGAUCAUGUCAGGUAAAAUGAUUUGCGGAAUAAAGCAGCACCAGGUUUUUUUAAUCAUUCAUUUUUUCGACAACUACAGGUCCAAGUACGUGUAACUACUGGACAUCUAGGACAACUCUAAUUAAAUCUAUGUACAAUUAUUCAUUUUUACGAGCAGAAAGCCAAAGCCAAAGGCAGCGUGGUUAGUGUUAAAGAAUAUGCCCGACGCUUUAGUCCGUUGUAGAUAUGUUAGUGUCGAGAUGAAAAAUUCUACGUUUUUUCAUGGACUGAAAUAUGUUAAAGAUUUCUAGAUAGAAGACUUCCUGUCCGUAAGGUCCAAAAUUGCGAUACGACCAGGUUCAGUUUCCUUACAACGCAGUUGAGGGUGUAGAUGGUCGACUCGAGAAUGGUUAUCUACCUCUAGUUGCGGGGGAAACGGUGCGAUGCUUCGGCGGUCAUCCUGAAGAGGGCAAGGGGCACAACCAGUAUGAAUCCUAUUGCUACGCAGAAAAAGAAAUCGAUGGAACAAGAGGUUGGGUUCCAGUGGAUUGCAUAGACCUCCGCAAGGCAAAUCCAAAAACUGCUUCUAGUACUUAGUACCCAAUUUAGCUAAAUUGAUAGGGGCAACAAGAUGAAAAGCAAAAGCCGGAGUUUCUGUGUGAUGACAUACAACUCAGAAAAAAGAAACAAAUAUCGCGGUGUUUUGUUGCAAACUUGUUUGACACUAGAGAUGAAAAAAUUAGAAUUACCAUUACUACAGAGG